Molecule: messenger RNA, 726 nt
Organism: Caenorhabditis bovis
Lineage: Eukaryota; Metazoa; Nematoda; Chromadorea; Rhabditida; Rhabditidae
Source: the annotation of a GenBank genome assembly
AUGACAGUCUCUUACAACCUCGAUGUUUCUUCGGUUUCCGGCUUCACCUUUCUCAAACUGCUCGGAAAAUGGAAAGGAUCCAUAUUCAAAUCAGUUUAUGUGGAAAUGAUUGCCUGGAUUGUGAUCUAUUAUAUUAUCAAUGCCAUAUAUCGAUACGCGUUGACCGAGAAGCAGCAAGUGAUGUUCGACAAUAUUGCGAUUCAUUUGGACAGUAGGCUUGUGUAUAUUCCAUUGACAUUCAUGCUCGGCUUCUUUGUCAAUAUUGUGGUUGAUAGAUGGAGGAAUAUGCUCGUCAAUAUCUCGUAUAUCGAAAACUGCGCUUUAUCGGUGAGCAGCCUUAUUCGCGGCAAAUGCGAAGAAGCGAUGCUGAUCCGACGAACGAUUAUCCGAUACCUGGUACUCUCGCAGGUUCUUCUAUUCCGCGACAUUUCGAUGAGAGUGAGAAGGCGAUUCCCAAAUUUGGAUUCGCUCAUUGAUGCUGGAUUCUUGUUUGAGGAUGAGCUCAAUAAAAUCGAGCAGUUCAAAUUCGAUUAUAACAAAUAUUGGAUGCCGAUCAAUUGGGCCAACAGCAUAAUUUGUCGGGCGACAUUUUCAGAGCGGGCUUACAUCGAUAGUGCUCCAACAAUGAACCAAAUACUGAAUACAAUUAAAGACUACCGUGCAUCUCUUGACAUGAUGUGCAAAUACGAUUGGGUUCCAAUUCCAAUCGCCUAUCCUCAAGUUUGA